This is a messenger RNA of Acipenser ruthenus (sterlet), 2823 nucleotides long. It is a transcript of the gene sqlea, whose product is annotated as squalene epoxidase a. The transcript is spliced from 11 exons. The record is from RefSeq and is a predicted model, not a curated record. Gene Ontology annotation, biological process: cholesterol metabolic process; sterol biosynthetic process. Bases 593 to 2311 code for a protein of 572 amino acids. Gene Ontology annotation, molecular function: flavin adenine dinucleotide binding; squalene monooxygenase activity. Lineage: Eukaryota; Metazoa; Chordata; Actinopteri; Acipenseriformes; Acipenseridae. Gene Ontology annotation, cellular component: endoplasmic reticulum; membrane.
CAGCACCGGAUUGGCCAAUGGCCAGAUAGCGUGAGCUCUGCUCACCGCAUGAUUUGCUUCUGAUUGGCCUAAUACAUUAUAAAGGGGUGGUAAGUCGUGGCGGUGUACUGCGAGGUAAUUUACAUAAAAUGAGCAGCAGCAUCCUGAAAACUUGAAACCGGCUCAUAACAAGGGAGUUUGUGCAUCACUUUAAAUUAACCAUUAUUACAGUUGAAUUGAAAAGCUCUACCAGAAAACAAGCAACGUUUAAUGGAUGGAUGUUUUUGGGGUUUUUUUUUUUUUUUAUGAAUGAGAAAUUAAAAUAAAAACGGAAUAAUAUUUUGAGGACAGUUUAUAUUUUUGUAUAAAUAAACAUUGGAUUGCUGUUAAACUUUGUUUUAUUUUAACCAAAUGUACACUAAAUCUGUACAGUACCAUCAUAAACUAUAAACAUCUAGUUUAUUGUGUCCUUUGAUCAAAAGUCGAGCGUAUUAAAUACUUUUCUACUUGAAAGGACUAUUUUAUUUAGCGAUUUUCUGUAAGAUUUUUUGUAAGAUAAACUACUAUCUGGAAUUAAAAUAAUAAUUUUAAAAAAACAUUGUAAAAGAUCAAAAUGUGGGCUUUCCUGGGCAUCGCCACCUUUACCUACAUUUACAAGAAAUGCGACGCUGUUAUAUCUUAUGCCAACAAGGAGGUUCUUUUGACAGUUACUGUUUUUUUCACACUGGGGUCGGUGCUGUCAUAUUGUAGGUACCGUUAUGGACAAACACAACACAAACCAUCACACUUGGGUCUGGUUCUUCAACUCAUUUCAGCUCUGCCUCUCGCUGGUUUUUUCUUCUCUAAAUCAAGUACCCAUUCUGACACAGAUGAAAAAUCUGUAUCCAAAAAGCAUUGGCGCAAGAGAAAGGAAGCCAAGCUGAGGCACUCUUCUCAGACAGAGAGCACUCCAGGGACUGUAGUCCUUGCCAGUUCUGACCCGGAUGUCAUUAUUGUGGGUGCUGGUGUCCUUGGUUCAGCCAUGGCUGCAGUCCUGGCAAGGGAUGGAAGAAAAGUUACAGUCAUUGAGAGAGACCUCAAGGAGCCAGACAGAAUUGUCGGAGAGCUUUUACAGCCUGGUGGAUAUCGUGCCUUAAUGGAGUUAGGACUUGAAGGUUCAGUUGAAGGUCUGGAUGCUCACACAGUACAGGGCUAUGUUAUUCAUGACAUGGACAGUAAGACAGAAGUGGAAAUCUCAUACCCAGUGAAAGAGAAGAAGGUUCAGUGUGGAAGAGCAUUUCACCAUGGGCGCUUUAUCGUGGGGCUGCGCGGUGCUGCUUUAAAGGAAUCAAAUGUAAAGUUAAUUGAAGGAACUGUGACUAACCUGCAAGAGGAAGAAGGCUGUGUUACUGGUAUCCAGUAUAAAGAUAAGGAAACUGGAGAUGUAAAAGAGCUUCAUGCCCCAUUGACAGUAGUUGCUGAUGGAUGCUUUUCCAAGUUCAGGAAAAACUUAGUGACAGACAGUGUCAGCAUUUCAUCUCAUUUUGUUGGCUGCAUAAUGAAGGAUUCACAACAAUUCAAGCCAAACCAUGCAGAACUGGUUCUAGCAAAUCCCAGCCCAGUUCUUAUUUACCAGAUAUCUUCCACGGAUACCCGGGUCUUGGUAGACAUCAGAGGCGAAAUGCCAAGAAACAUCAAAGACUACAUGAUUGACUACAUCUACCCACAACUACCAGAACACCUAAAGGAAUCUUUCCUAAUUGCACUACAGAAUGACCGGCUAAGGACCAUGCCUGCAAGCUUUUUGCCACCCUCCCCUGUGAAUAAACCAGGAGUUCUUCUAUUGGGAGAUGCCUACAAUAUGAGACACCCUCUGACUGGAGGUGGAAUGAGUGUUGUUCUGAAUGAUGUCCAGAUAUGGAGAAGCCUUCUCCGAAACAUUCCCGAUCUUUAUGAUGACAUUGCUGUGCUUGAGGCUAAGAAAAAGUUCCAUUGGGCCAGGAAGAAGUCCCACUCCUUUGUUGUGAAUAUUCUGGCACAGGCCCUUUAUGAGCUCUUUGCAGCAACUGACAAUUCCCUCCAUCAGCUGCGAAAAGCCUGUUUCCAUUACUUCAAGCUGGGUGGAGAGUGCGUGACAGGGCCCAUAGGCCUCCUUUCUGUGCUUUCUCCAAACCCGAUGACGCUGAUUGGCCAUUUCUUUGCCGUGGCUCUUUAUGCUGUUUAUUUCUCCUUCAAAUCUGAACCCUGGUUCACAAAGCCACGAGCCUUCUUCAACAGUGGAGCAAUUCUGUACCGUGCUUGUGCCAUCCUCUUUCCUCUUAUCUAUUCAGAACUGAAGUAUCUGGUUUAUUAAAACCUAGCUGUAUAAUGCAUAGGCAGGAAUUGACACUUAGCCUUUUAAUUUAUUUCUAUAAUUUGUAUUCCCUGUUUUGCACCUUUCUACAUAUAUAGUAUAUUCUACAGUAAAGAGUGACCAACUUACAUGCUUAUGUUACUGAAGGCUUGUAACUUACCUGCAUUUGUCUCUUUUUCUGCAAGGCAAUCUGUAUCAUGUCUUCCUAAAAUAGAGUUCAGAGUUUGGCAUCACAAAAUGUUGAAAAUCCAUUUGAUAAUAUUUCAUUAUUUGUUCUGGUGUACAUAAACUCUGAAAGUGAUACAAAGUGCUUGUGCUAUUGUGUGAAAUUGCAUAUUGUAUUUGGAGCAGAGAAGAAACCUUGUACUUUACAGAACAAACGUUCUUAAAUGAAAUUGUGAACUUGUCAGCCACUAUGCUGCUAAAUAUGUAAUUCUAAUGCACCUGGUAUGUUUUUUAAAUGGCAAAGUUAUUCAGCAGAUAUUAAACAGAAAUUGUUUUAAUCCUUGAAA